Molecule: messenger RNA, 2984 nt
Organism: Sebastes umbrosus (honeycomb rockfish)
Lineage: Eukaryota; Metazoa; Chordata; Actinopteri; Perciformes; Sebastidae
Product: GTPase IMAP family member 8-like
Exons: 6
Coding region: 283-2892 (869 amino acids)
Molecular function (GO): GTP binding
Source: RefSeq, a predicted model, not a curated record
UCACUCUAAUGCUUGUGUUGUGAGUUGGCAGGUUCAGGCAUGCUCCAGGUGUUACACAACCUGGCUAGAACCAGUUAGGCAGCUUUGAUAGACCGCCCUAUAAAGAGCUUUUAGCCUUUUGCCUUGUUGUUUCACUGCUUACAGUCAUUGAUGUGUGGACUGGCGGUAAAACGUGACCAGAUACCUGUUUUAUUGAGGACAGAUUUCAUCCAGUGACCUCUGUGGAGCCCUCGAUGGUCGAGUUGGUUGUAACUCGCCUGAGAAAAGAGAAGACUGGAAAAAAUGGAAAACAAUCUCUCGGAGGGAGCGAUCACGACCCUGUCGGAGGUCAGACUCGUCCUGAUUGGUGGGAGAUGGGCUGGCAAGAGCUCCUCUGGCAACACCAUACUGAGAAAGGAUAGGUUCGAGUGUGGCCGGACCAGAACAGGUCAGUCUGAGGUGAGGCAUGAAGAGGUGGAGGGCAGGGAGCUCACCGUGGUCGAUGCUCCGGGAUGGAGCAGCUCCCUCUCCCUCACCGAGAUCCCAGAGGGGGACAAGCAACGAUUUAAACUCAACGCGUCCAAGUGUCCGCCCGGACCAAUGGCGUUUCUCCUCGUCAUUCCCAUUGACACGGCUUUCUCUGCGGAGCAGAGGAGGACCGUGGAGGAACACAUGAAGCUCCUGGGGGAACCGGUUUGGAGACACACCAUGGUGCUCUUCACCUGUGGGGAUUACCUCGGGAAGAAGACGAUAGAGCAGCACAUCGAGAGGGAAGGAGACUCACUCAAGUGGUUGAUAGAAAGAUGCAGGAACAGGUACCACGUGUUCAAUAACAAGGAGAAGAGUAACUCAACGCAGGUGACCCAGCUGCUGGAGAAGAUAGACGAGAUGGCGUGGCACAACAAUGGCGGUUACUACGAGGUGGACGAGCAGACGUUUAACAUCAUUAAAGAGAAGCAGCGAGAAGUGGCUGAGCGGGCGGAAGAGAGGAGGAGGAAGUCCGAAGAACAAAGACUACAAAUGAAACGACUCAUUCCAGAAGAGAAGAAAAUCCUCCCAAAACUCAACAUGGUUCUCUUGGGAAGCCGCAGCGUUGGGAAAACCUCAGUGGGGAACACCGUCUUGAGAAUCAAAGAACAAGACGACGGAAAAAGAACGGCACACUCGGAGGCCCGGCGGGGGUUUGUGGGUAAAACAGAAAUAACUCUUGUUGACACACCAGGUUGGUGGAAAGGCUUCUCCGUGUUUGACACUCCUGAAGCGAUCAAAGAUGAAGUGAUGCUCAGCCCGUUCCUGUGCCUUCCUGGGCCUCACGUCUUCCUGCUGGUGGUAGACGCAGACGCAUCCUUUAAUGCCAAACACCUGGAUGCAGUGACAACACACGUGGAUCUUCUCGGUGAAGGAGUGUGGAAACACACGAUGGUAGUUUUCACCAGAGGAGACUGGCUGGGAACACACACCAUAGAGGAGUACAUCGAAGGGGAGGGAGAGGCGCUGAGGUCUCUGGUUGAACAGUGUGGAAACAGAUACCACGUCGUUGAUAACAAGAAUGCAGACGACGGCACUCAAAUCACAGAGCUGCUGGAGAAAAUCACUGAGACGGUGGCUGGAAACGGUUUGGACUACUUUGUCCCAGACCAGAAGAUAUUUCUGACCAUUGAAGAGAGAAGAAGAAGAGUGGAGGAAGGAGCCAUGCUGAGGCAAAGUCAAGUCAGGGCCAAGAGAAGAUCCCUCAGAGAUUCCAGGGAAGAAUUACUGGACCUGAAGAUCAUGAUGCUCGGUCAGAAGACAUCUGGAAAGAGUGCAACAGCAAAUAACCUCCUGGGUAAAGAAGUGUUCCCCACCUGUCAGAAUAAGUCCUGUCAGGUGGAGGAGGAGGAAGUUGCUGGCAGGCGAGUCACAGUGAUCGACACCCCGGGCUGGUGGAGGGAUCCCUCCCGCUGCCCUGAAGAGAUGGACAAAGAAAUAGUCCGAGGUCUGUCGCUGAGCCCUUUAGGGGUUCAUGCUCUUCUGCUGGUCGUCCCCUCGGACCUGACCUUCAGAGAAGCUCAGCAGGCCGCCCUGGAAGACCACAUGAACCUCUUUAAUGCCAGCAUCUGGAAACACACCGUGGUUCUGUUCACAUACGGAGACAAGCUAGCAGAUAAAUCCAUAGAGGAACACAUUGAGAGGGAGCACAGCGCUCUGCGCUGGUUAAUUGACAAGUGUGAGAACAGAUACCAUGUUGUGAACAACAUGAAGAAAACAGAUAUGAGUCAGGUCACCGAGCUGUUCGAGAAGAUCGAAGAAAUGGUGGCAGGGAACGGCGGCCGGCUCUUCUGCCCGGAGAUGAACGACGUCUACCUGAGAAUCGAUGAGAAGUUCAGGAGGAGGCAGCUGAAACAUUUGCUGAAGCAGCGACUGGCGGAGGAGUACAGAAAAAGAGAGCUGGAGCUGAUGGCAGGCUUCAGGGAAACUCUCCUCGAGCUGCAGGCUGAGGUCAGGGCAAAUGUGACGAGCACUAAAUCCAAGCUACUGAUUGGUGACAUGACCAAAAUCAAAGCCAAGGGUAUUGGCCAGAAGAAGAAAGAUGGAAAGGAGAAAGAGGAAAACAUAAACUCCAAAAUCAGCCAGGAAAUUGAAAAGCUGGACAUGAACAUAAUGAUGAAAUCCUCAGAUCUGCUUCGAGGGAGCAUAGACCUCCUGUACCCCGACUUGAAAGGAGAGAGUCCAGCACCAUCUACCGCUGAAUCUUUGUCACAGAGGAAAGAUUCAACCGACCGAGUCUUUGAUAAAGUUCUCGGUUGGAUGUCAAAACUUCAGAUCGACACAAACGAAGAGAACCAGUUGACCCUCAACUUCUCUGAGUCGUCAGGAUACAGAUCUGUGCUGCCACACGGCGACUUGGACUUUGACAUUGAAGAAUAUUCCUGAAUGAAUAUUCUCAAUUAAAAAAAAGAAGCAUUUUAGCAAUGCAGAAUUUCCACUCAGGGAAUUUUCGAUAGUCUAAGAAAAAGGUAGGCCUA